AUGACAUCCUCUCUCUCACCGUCGCCUACAAUCCUUGUCCCUCACCUUCCACCAAAGACCUUUGUCGGCAUCGACCUAAUAACCUUCACCUCCACCCCCAACUUCCACGGCAUCCGCGACCUCCCCUCAGGAUGGCACUUCCUCUACACCGGAACAACAGAAAGUCUAUCCCUCCGCAGCGGCGGCUGGUUCUAUGUCGGUGACAUAACCAAAUUCGACGAAGCCCAAGCUGGCAGCGUCGCGCUCACCACCCCCUCGCACCCCGGCGCAGACAUAAUCGUCUGGAAAUGGAACACCGACACCGAGACCCUAGCCCCAUUAACCAUCGACAGCGACGCAGACAAACAAGAAGCGAUGCGCCACAAAGCGAACCUGGGAGCUAUAUGGCAAAGGGGUGGAUUAUUCCGGUACCGCAGUCGGGUCUCACCGGCGGCUUUGGCGCAACAGAAUGCUGGACAUCCGGUACAACUUGAAAUCGACGAGGAGGAUGAGGAAGAAGGAAGACAGACCUGGAAGGAACUGACGGAUAAAUUGACGCCGCGGCUUUUGACGCGCGUUGUGGGCGAUCCGGCUCUGGAUGUGGAUGGUCGGCCGCGGUGGAUGGUUACGUCUGCUAGCUCGGCGCAGAGGGAUACGGAUGUUAUACCUGGGCUUAUGGAUUCGGCGGAGGCGACGGAGGAAUUAGAGAAGGUUACGGGGGAGAAGGAGAGCGAGUUCUCGUUUCUGCCGAUUGAUUUGAAGAGGACGUGGCGGGAGGGGGCUAUUGGGCGUGAGAGGACGGAGGCGGCGCAGGAUCGCUCGUGGGCGUUGGGUGACUUGAUACAUCGGGUUUCUGCGGAUGCUGGGGGGGAUGAAAGUGUUGGGGAGGCUCAGGUGCUUGGGGAGCUGCAGUUUGCGUUCUUGAUGAUCUUGACGCUCAUGAAUUACUCUUGCCUCCAGCAGUGGAAGAGGCUGCUGGAGUUGGUUCUGACGUGUCGGGCGGCUAUACGGGACAGAGAGGCCUUGUUGGCUGGGGUGUUGAGGUUGCUUUUACUGCAGCUCAAGAGAUGUGAUGAUGUUGAAGGGGGGCUGUUCGAUCUUGAUGGUGAGGAAGGUGGUGAGUUCCUACGAAGACUACUGGUGAAGUUUAGACGGUCGCUUCAUGAGAUCGUCGAUGGAACUGAGUCAAUGGUGAAGACUGAGUUUGACAAGCUCGAGGCUUGGGUCAAGGAGGAAUAUGAUUGGGAGCUGAACCGUGAAGUCUUUGUUCGACGGGGUAUGGUUCAAUUGGAGGAUGGUGAAGAAGUGGAGCUUGAUAUGCAUGAUGAUGAUGAAGACGACGAACUAGGAGAGUAUGCUCCGAUGGUGGUAGAUCUGGGAGACAAUCCCUCGCAGGAUCGUGUAGAUAUGGGAGAGGCUUGA
This is a messenger RNA of Aspergillus niger, 1401 nucleotides long. RefSeq lists its product as uncharacterized. The coding region runs from base 1 to 1401 and encodes 466 amino acids. The transcript has a single exon. Lineage: Eukaryota; Fungi; Ascomycota; Eurotiomycetes; Eurotiales; Aspergillaceae. The record is from RefSeq and is a predicted model, not a curated record. Gene Ontology annotation, biological process: spliceosomal tri-snRNP complex assembly.